Messenger RNA from Tribolium castaneum (red flour beetle), 3920 nucleotides. Its product is annotated as facilitated trehalose transporter Tret1. NCBI's taxonomy places the organism in Eukaryota, Metazoa, Arthropoda, Insecta, Coleoptera, Tenebrionidae. Gene Ontology annotation, cellular component: membrane. The transcript has 3 exons. Gene Ontology annotation, biological process: transmembrane transport; carbohydrate transport. Gene Ontology annotation, molecular function: sugar transmembrane transporter activity. Bases 112 to 1599 code for a protein of 495 amino acids. The record is from RefSeq and is a predicted model, not a curated record.
AACCAUGUGUCAAUCUGACGUUUGACGUUUCAACUUUCAGCGGUUGUUUUUCACCCAAAAUCGAAAUUUUUUAAAGUAAAACGUAAGACAAGGGUCCCACAAUCAUUCCCAAUGAGCCAAGACAAAGUGUCUCUAUUACGCGACCCAACUGCCGGUGUUUCCACAUCAUCAGACAGCAGAAACUACGACUCUGUGGACCCUCCACCCCACACCGAAAACCGUGCCCAAAUCAGCUUUGUCCCUCGCCGACUCCCCCAAUAUGUGGCCGCCUUGACAGCAACUUUAUCGGCCCUCGCUGCUGGUGCCGUCCUGGGCUGGACUUCCCCCAUUUUAAGCGACCUCCAGCACGGUAAAUUCCACAAUAUUUCAGUCACUAGCGACCAAAUGGGCUGGAUUGGCUCGUUCGUCACUCUAGGUGGCAUGACAAUGUGCAUUCCUACUGGUUUUUUGUGCGACUUGCUAGGCCGUAAAAAAACACUUCUUCUCCUUAUUGCACCGUUCGCCGUUGGUUGGUCGCUCAUUAUUUUCGCCAAAUCGAUAAUAAUGCUGUAUUUGGGGCGCCUGAUCACCGGGAUGGCCGCUGGGGCGUCGUGCGUGGCAGCCCCCUUGUACACGAGCGAAAUCGCGCAGAAGGAAAUCCGCGGCACGCUUGGCAGCUACUUCCAGUUGAUGGUAACUGUCGGUAUUUUCCUAGCCUAUUUGUCCGGGAAAUACCUCACUUCAAUGCCCUAUACGAUUUUUUGUGCUUGUCUCCCGGUUGUUUUCGUCGUUUUGUUUGCAUUUCAACCGGAAACUCCGGCGUUUUGUUUACGUAGGGGGCGCUAUGACGACGCUCUGAAGGCGUUGGUUAAGUUAAGGGGGCCCUGUGAGGGCAACGAGUCCGAAUUGGCCGAAAUUGAAGGCUCGUUGAAGGAAAGUCUCGAAAGUUCGGUUUCUUUUUCGCAAACGUUUCGCAAAAAAGCCAACGUUAAAGCGCUCGUGAUUGCGUUUGCGUUGAUGUUUUUCCAACAGUUUAGUGGCAUUAAUGCUGUUAUUUUGUACACGAGUGAUAUUUUUGCAUCAGCUGGUUCAAAUCUUGAUGCUAAUACUGCGGCGAUUAUCGUGGGGGCCUUUCAGGUUGUUGCUACGUUCGUUUCGUCUUUGGUGAUUGAUAAAUUGGGGCGGAAAAUUCUCCUAUUUACCUCGGCCGUGGUUAUGGCACUUUCAAGUCUCGUCUUGGCGAUUUAUUUCACUUUGAAAUGUCGAACGUCCAUUGAUGGUGAUAUUUUGCACGAGCUUGGUUUCAUUCCGAUCGUGUCGCUGUGUCUUUUUGUGGUGGUUUUCUCCAUAGGUUUAGGUCCCAUUCCUUGGAUGAUUUCUUCGGAGAUUUUUACACCAGAAAUUAAAAGUAUAGCCAGUUCAAGUGCUGGUACUUUCAAUUGGUUUUUAGCAUUUCUAGUGACUAAGUUUUAUCUUCAAGUAAAUGAACGUGUAGGUCAGGACUCGACUUUUUAUGCAUUUGCUGUUUUGUCUCUUUUGGGUGGGGCGUUUGUUUAUUUUGUGAUACCUGAGACUAAAGGAAAAACUGUCGAACAAGUCCAGGCAGAACUUGAACGUUGAAUUAUUGUUAUUACACAAUGAAUGUUUAAAUACUCAAUGUUAUGAUUGUCUCAAAUAUCUAAAUGGUGCUAGUUAUAAUUUCAUUAAUGACACUGUUCAGCAAAUUGGGACGAAAUUAUGUUUCUUUAAUGAAGAAAUUUUGAGAAAAUCGCUGGUUUUUGGCGUUUUGUUGGCACUUUCCUGCUUAGGAAAACUGAAAAAAUAUUUUUUAAUAAAUGAAAAAUUACUUUUUUAACUCUUAAACUUAUGACAUUGAUGUAAAUGAAAACAAAUAUAAAAAAUAAGACAUUUCGGCUGCCCCAAGCUAAGGCACAGUAUCUGCUUUUUACUUAAUUUUUCACUGGACCCAAAAAUAACUUUUAAAAAUACUACUCACCACUACUACUUAAAUAUUAAAUGCUAUUAAAAAGUAAAUACAAUUUCAAGUAGUUUUCAGUACAAAAGCAAUUAGUUAAUAAUAAGAUAACGAAUAUUAACAUUUACGAACAAAUUUAUGCAAUAACCCGAGACAGAAAUUUGGCCAACUUAAAGUUCGACUAAAAGUAAUAUAUUAUCUGAUAAUGAAAUUAUAAAAUAUAGAUUUUUACACCUAUGUGAGUUAUUUUUACUUGGAGUACAAUUGACUGUCUCUAUGGUAGGUAUUUUGUAGAUACUUUUUGGGGAAAGGAAUAUUCUAUUGGAGUAACUGUUUAUGGGGAAAAAAUAUAUUAAUUUAAAUAAAAAUAGCUAAUGAAUAUUUAAUUGAAUCUAAGCGGAAAAAUAAAACAAAAUAUGUAAAAAAUAUGUUGGAUACUGUGUUUUUCCUUAGGACAGCCAAGUUAAUUUGUAAAAUUCAAUUAAAAAUUCUCUAAAUCUCUCUAAAGUCUGGGUGGAAAUGUACAACUUUCACUUUCAAACUUUCAGUAAUUUUAUUUCCUAAUGCAGUUAGGGGAAGUUACACGUUUACACACUUUAUAUAUAUUUUUUUAUUUAUAUAUUUUUUUCAUCAUUUCUGCAAAAACUAGUGUUUUAAACGUGAUAUUUUUCUGAUAAAAUAUAUCCCUAUUUUUUUUAACAAAAUUCUUCAAAUUCUUUUACGAGUAUAGUGUACCAGUUAGAAAAUUUUUCAAAAUUUCAAUUGGUUUUAGUCAGAAUAUAAUAUAAUAAUAUUAUAAGUCAGACUUCACAUUUCUGAUUUUUUUAGAUUUAAUUUAAACAUACUUGGCUUUAAAAAUGGCAAUUAUGUUUCAACUGUUUAUUGUUAAAAGUUCUUUGUAACUUUAUCAUGUGAUCCUUUGAAUUUAUAAUUAGAGGAGGCGGUUUUUUCCUUUGAGAUUGAAAAGUGAAUGAAAAAAAUUAAAUCUCAUACGAAAAAUUUGACCAGUGAAUUGUAUCCCAGAGUAAAAAUAAAAAUUGUUGUGUUUAACUGUUCUUUUUUUUAUAAUAGAACAGGUUUAAGACGUAGUGGCCAUUUUUAAAAUUAAAAAAAAAACUUGAAAAUGGUCGAAAGUAUCAUAUAAAUAGCACAAAAAAUUUGCAAGUAAGCAUAUUUUUUUACCAAUAAUUAAAUGUUAAGCCAUGAUCUUUAUUUUUAUUUUCUAUGAUUUUAUGUUCUUAUUUAAAAUUAUUUUGUUCGUGUUAACUUUUGUACUAUUUACUACAUGUAAUUAUGAGGUUAUUUUUGUCUUUUGGAUAUAAAUAAACAUACAAUUUUUACCAUUAAUUACUUUAACAGGAAGCAAAGAAAAGCGAUUUUCUGAAAAUCGUUUCAAGUUACAACCAGUUUAUAGAACCAUCAUUAAUUUAAUUCACGAUUAACUGAUCACAUGACCAAAUUGAGCAAAUGUGAUUGGUCCAAUCGCGUUAAUUUUUAACAACGAUUUAAAUUUUAAGUGUUGGACAGUGUUAUUAGUGCUGAAACGAACAGUUACUUAUUUAAAUAAAUAUUUUCGUGUAAUGGAGGCUGAUAAUAUUAAAUGAAUAAGCCAGGGUAAUUAAUUACUUAUUGAUACAGCAUUUAUAUGCAACACUAAAAAGCACGUUGCGAUUGUUCCUUUCUAUAUUUUUUGAAUGAAGAAACUGUGACGUCAGUUGAUAGUAUUAAUUAGUUUACUUAUUGACCAACAUUGUCGCAGCCGAUUAGCUUGAAUCGGAAACAAGAUUCUUUGGGGAUUUAGGUUUGCAGUGAAACUCAGAUUAUACAUAAAUAAAUUUUAUUGAGACAGAGAUACAUUUAAAGCUUAUCUCGAACAUAUUUUGAUCUAGUCAGUAUAUUUAUAUAAAUGUUUCUGUACAAAACGUAUAUUCUAUUCUAUAUACAAUAAAAUAUUUACAAAACUGUA